AUGGAUAUGGUCAUUGGAGACUCCAUAUCCGUAACAAAUAACCUCAGAAACGAGAAUAAGGAAUUACAGGAGAAUUUCCACGGGCUCAAGAUCGAGAACGUUCAUCUCGAUCUCAAGUUGAGAAACUAUUCCUGUCACCAAUCAUGGCUCCGAGACAAGUGCAAUGACCUCGAAAAACAGAUCGAUCACAUGGAAAAGGAAGCUAACACCUACAAGGGCUCUCGCCCUCAUAAGAUCCCUCACAUGUCGAGAGUAGGUACACCACCCAUACCAUCUCAACACAGCCAGCAUAGGGCACCAGUGGUCCCUAUGUCUGUUUCAAAUGUUGAGGUGCAUAACCACGCUGCAAGACCUCCUGUCCCAACAAGGGUAAGGGUUCCUCUUGCUGGCCUCAUGGACAGCCAUUAUGGUCACCAUGCGGCUCCCAUUCCUCCCCUGGGGCCUCAAGGGCCCUCAUCUUCUUUUGGUGCCAUGACAGCACCUCCUCCUCCCCAACCCAGCAAGGUGCCUAACUUAGUCCCAGAGGGGUAUUCGUGGUUCGCUGAGGCGAAUCGCUCUCCCGCUGCUGGGAACUGGAGAAAUGUCCCUAUCCCAGGCACGGUUUUUCCAGGUCAUAACCACCACCAAAAGCGGUGGAAUGACUGGGUUCACCCAUUCUUGAACUUGAUUGAAGGGUUCAAGUUCAUGGUGGACUUGAAAUGGCUUGACCAUGAAAUGAGGAAUGGGUUCAACAGUGCUUCGCUGGAGGCUCAUCAACUUCAUGGUCAAUUCUUUGACAUUAAGUUCGUGAACAGACAGAACAUGUCUGCCACUGAACUCAAUGGAUGUUUUGGGGAUCGUCCCCGAAAUUUCGAAAAUACUAACGAGGCAGGGAAGAAGUAUCUUCUUUGCUGCCUGUUAGAACUGGGCGAGGGCGGACAAUUCCGGAGGGGAACCGGAGACUUAGCAAGGAGGGACCUUGGCCUCAGCGACUCAUGCAGAGCGCUGUGCCAUUGCUGUUUGUCCAUUUGGUCCUUAAUUUCAGAGGCAGCAAGCAGGAAGUCUCUAGGGGGCAUUUCAGGUCGAUUUUAG
Molecule: messenger RNA, 1071 nt
Organism: Cantharellus anzutake
Lineage: Eukaryota; Fungi; Basidiomycota; Agaricomycetes; Cantharellales; Hydnaceae
Exons: 2
Coding region: 1-1071 (356 amino acids)
Source: RefSeq, a predicted model, not a curated record